This is a messenger RNA of Penicillium waksmanii, 1140 nucleotides long. RefSeq lists its product as uncharacterized. The transcript is spliced from 2 exons. NCBI's taxonomy places the organism in Eukaryota, Fungi, Ascomycota, Eurotiomycetes, Eurotiales, Aspergillaceae. Bases 1 to 1140 code for a protein of 379 amino acids. The record is from RefSeq and is a predicted model, not a curated record.
AUGGCUCAAGCACCGCCCACCUUCACUCCAGAUAGUGAAUUUGCUGACCUGGAGACACCUCGUGGUCUCAACGGGAGCACACUCUCCAUAACCGCCCUUGCCCGGUUCGAAUUCGAAGCCGGAAAGGGUAACGAUGGCACUAAGAUCCUCAUGAUCGAAUGGGAGGACGACGACUUGACCCGCUCUGCAGCUGAAGGGUCGUGGCAUGUCUCGUGGACCGGCAAGACUACAGUCUUACCCGCAGAUGAUCGACCUAGUGACAGCCUUCGUCGUUUCUACUUUCUGCUUCCACCAAACGUCACCAUCCCUCCGAACUCCCGCGAUUCAUUCCAAUUGAAUCCCCUCCCCGCCAUCUUCCCUCCUGAGUUGGGAGUGUCCGGUCGUUCGGCGGGAAAGAAAGGAGUCCUACACACGAUCUGGGCGAAGAAGCGCCUCCGCGUCCUCGAGCGAGAAAUCCAUGCCGAAUGCCUAAACAAUGUGGAGGGGGUUGCAGUGCAUAUGGCAAUGCAAGAGCAAGAAUGGAUUGAGACGAACUUCGGAGUCACCGCACGAGGCGGCGACAUCGUUAGCAGCCGCGAGUCGUCGACCUCUAACUCUGUUUUCCCGACAGGACCAGCCACGCCAGUCUCACCCAUUAGUGGGCGCAAAUUGACCGACAAGCUCAAGGGACUGAAGUUGCAGACCAGCGAGAAGGACUUGUCGGCGAAUGACAGUAAGUUAUCUACUGUCUCGCAGCCGCAGUCAGCGUCACUCACAUCAUCAUCACCAGACUCGAGUCCAAACACAGCACAUCUUCUCUCGCCGCAAUCGCCAGACGUUGCGGUUUCGUCAUUCAGUGCAUUCAGAAAUGCCGCGAAACGCGCACCGCACUCCAUGCCAACUCCAGAUACGAACCCUACCCCAACGCCGAUGUCACAGCUGAACCCAUCAGUACCGGAGUCCCUCAAGCCCGUCGCACUACACCCGCCUGAAGCUCUUCAAGAAGCGCAGAACAGCACCGACGCGCCUGGCUUCGCACCCAUCAGCUCCAUGAGUUCUAUCGUGCGUACUUCCAGCGCCGACUCAGGCGAAGAUCUCUUCGCGAAGGCCCUGAGCCCGCGCUCGCCAGAUCUUCCCCGCAGCCCAUUCUCAUUCGCUUAA